CAUGAUCCUGGAAACAUAACGUUGAUAACCUAUUUUCUGGACAAAAUAUUUAUCAUACCUUUUAACAAUAACAUAAGAGAGUAAUAGUUAAUUUUACUGUUGCACUAUUUUUGUAGUUUAUUUCGUGUAUAAUUAUCAUUAGGGGGUGAACAGACGACCUACACACGCGAGUAGAAGAAUGAACAACAUUCGGCUUCUUCAGAAUUUUCUCCGUUCCUCAUCUCGACUUCAGCAUGUGAGAUGGGCCAGUUCUUUGAUACAAAACUAUGACUUUGAAAGUUUCGUUGCUGCUAAUGAACCCAUGCCUAGCUAUGGGCCGGACUCACCAGAAAGGAAGCAGUUGUAUGAAGCUCUGAACAAAUAUAAGGAUACAACCACCGACAUCCCCAUUGUCAUCGGAGACGAAGAGUUCAGAACCAAGGAUGUGCGAUACCAAGUUAUGCCUUUUGAUCAUCAGAAGAAAACAGCCAAGUUUUAUUAUGCAACACCAGAUAUCAUCCAGAAAGCAAUAGACAAUUCUCUCAAGGCCAGAAAACAAUGGGAGUUAACUCCUUUGGAGAAGAGGGCGGAAAUCUUCAUGACUGCUGCUGAAAUGAUCAGCAAGCAGAAAAGGAUGGAUGUCAUGGCAACAACCAUGCUAGGCCAGGCAAAGAAUAUAUGGCAAGCAGAGAUAGAUGCAGCAGCAGAGCUUGUUGAUUUCUUACGAUUCAACUGCCAGUUCUCUCGUGAUAUUACUAGAUACCAACCUCUUAGUCCCAGUGAAAGUGUAAACAAUUCUGCCAUCUACCGUGGAUGUGAGGGCUUCUGGGCAGCGAUCACGCCGUUUAACUUCACUGCUAUUGGAGGUCACCUAUGCUCCGCUCCAGCUUUAAUGGGUAAUGUAAGCCUAUGGAAGCCAUCGGACACUGCCAUGUUGUCUAACUACACAGUGUUUAAAAUCUUCAGGGAGGCGGGGCUACCUCCAGGUGUCAUUAACUUUGUGCCUGCUGAUGGACCGGUAUUUGGUGAUGUCAUCACAAAAUCGCCACAUCUUGCAGGUGUUAACUUCACUGGUAGUGUCAGAACAUUUAAAACAAUAUGGAAGCUUGUUGCCCAAAACCUAGACAACUACGUCUCAUAUCCAAGGCUGAUUGGAGAAUGUGGAGGAAAGAAUUUCCAUUUUGUCCACAAGUCAGCGGAUGUGAAAUCAGUGGCUGUUGGUACAGUUAGGUCCGCAUUCGAGUACGGAGGACAGAAGUGUUCAGCCUGCUCUCGUAUGUACAUUCCUCAGUCAAUUUGGCCCGAAGUCAAACAGAAAAUGCUAGACAUUCUCAAAGAAAUCCAACUGGGCUCACCUCUGGACAACAAAAUCUUCUUGUCAGCUGUGAUAGACGAUAAGGCUUUCAACAGAAUCAAAUCUUACAUUGAAUAUGCAAAGAAUUCUCCUAAUCUCUCCAUUGUGGCUGGUGGAAAAUGUGAUGACAGUCAAGGCUAUUUCGUUCAACCAACAGUAAUUGAGACUUCUGAUCCACAAGAUAAAAUUAUGCAAGAGGAAAUCUUUGGUCCUGUGCUGUCAGUGUUUCCCUACCCUGAUGAUGAAUACCUAAAGUAUGCACAGAUGGCUUCCAAAACCUCACCUUUUGCUCUUACCGGAGCCAUAUUUGUGAAAGACUCUGUAGCAAGAGAAGAAUUAGUGGACACAUUUAGAGAGUCAGCAGGAAACUUCUACAUUAACGACAAAUCCACCGGAUCAGUAGUUGGCCAGCAACCUUUUGGUGGUGACCGCUUGUCAGGAACCAAUGAUAAGGCUGGGGGUCCUCAUUACUUGAUGAAGUUUGUAUCUGUGAAGUGCGUUAAGGAAACCAAAACUCCCCUCAAGGAGUGGCUCUUACCAUCUAUGAAGUAGAUGAAGUCCAGGAAAGAGAAGAAUUCCACAUUACGUUGAACAAAACUGAUGAAAUAUUUAUUACGGGAAAUGGUUUAAAGACAAAAAACAAACUGAAAACCUUUGCAGAUUUUUCAGCCUCUCUAUAUACCGGUAUAUAGCCAUAUUUUACAUCUUCCAUUUUAUUUUAAAAAUAUGCAUAUUAGAUUUUGUAUUGAAUUGUUGCAGUGUUUUUACAUGACUGUUCUAGUAUCAGUGUUUUUUUUAUUUCAUAAAAUAUCAUGCCAUUUUUUUUGCUCAAAAUGUUUUCAAUAAAACCAGGUUUGACAAAUUUGAUAGAAUAAGCAGAAAAAAAGACAAUAUGGUGAAGUACAUGUACUUUAUAUUACAUCUUUUCAUGAUUCGUUGAAAUUUUUUUCUUUUAUGACAUUGCUGAGUGGCAACAAUGUGUGAUUCUUUUUUACAUAACAAUGUGUUGAUGAAUGCACUUUAAAAUUGAAUAGAAAUCCAUAAAAAAAUUAGAUAGGAGAAACAUAUCAUCAAAAUCUGUGUAAUAUGGGGGAAAAUGUAAUUUUACUGUGAAUUUCUUAUUUUAUGCGAGUACCUUUAAAUUCCUCAAUUCCGCUGUUUUGUAAGAAUCGGGAGGAUAAAAAAUCUCAAGCACCAAUUUUUUGCUAUUAUUUCAUAUUGUUCAAAACUGUUCUAAAAAAUAAAAGCGAGAUUUUAAAAUCUUAGAGGGUUGCUCCUUACAAUUGUAUGUGGGUAUUAAUUCUUUUUAAUGAGGAAUCUACAGUAUAUGAACAAGUGUGUUACAUGUACACAUGUAUUUGAUUUUUGUGUCUAGUUAGUAAAUUGUCAAUCUGGACAAUUAUGCAUCCUUGAAAAGGUCUUAUUUCAGAAAUUAUUGUAUGAAAAACUUAGUGUUUCCAUAGUGCUUGCUUUCAAGUGAUCAAACAUAAUAUUGCUGAUUUUACAAUUUUAUUUUUUUGUUGUUGUUUUGUUUUGAAGAGAUAUUUUAUUAGUUUUUUUGUAUAUCUUUACCUGAAUUGUUAUGAGAUUUCUUUGCUAUAACUUAAAUUGGUUAGGAAAGUACAUGCACGAACUGUGGAGCAUAAUGCAUUUGUUACCAUUUCACGUUAUAUAAUAUUGUCUCAAUGUCAUAUCAGUUAAUGUUAGUAGAAUCCUUUGUCAAAAUCUAGAAAAAAAAAUUGAAAUAGUAAAAUUACUACAUCAUUCUUAAAAGCUACAUGUACCAUAAUCCUGUCAACUGGCGAUUAAAUUAUUAUAAAAAAAGAAGUUGCUAAUAUUGCACCUAUUCCCCUCACUUAAAGCAGUCUUCAUUUGUCAGAAAUUUAAAAAGAUAAACAUAUUAAAGUCUGUAGAUGUUAUGGAACUCUGGUGUUUCCAUUUUGAUUUAAAAGAAACAUUUUUUUGCAUGUAGGUCAGUAUAAUAUGAUUCUAACUGAUGGCAUUAUUAAAAAAAACACCCAAAAACAACCAUGAUAUUACUAUGGUGUACUCUGAAUAUUUAUUUUACUGGUAAUUUGAAAUUUUUGAAACAUGUAUAUACAUGUAAUACACUGUAUAUGGUAAUUUUAAUACAGGAAAUGAUAUUUAUAUGUGUAUACAUGGGUAUGGCUGUAACAUAUUGUGAAUUAGACAUCUGAAAGAAAUGAACAAAUUCCUUGUAAAAAUAAUUAACUUUUUUUUUUUAAAUUUCUGUUUCAUUUUCAUCUGCAGUUUAAGAAAUAAAAAUUAUUUGGAAAGUAAAGAUAUCUAAUUGAAAUACAUGAAGUGUAUUAUGAAGAAUGAAGUGAUGUCUGGUUAUAAUAAGAAUGGUUGCCUUAACUUAUUGAAUUGAUUUUUGCAUCAAACACUUGACUUUACCACCAAUUACAGCUCUCAAAACAACAUACUUGAUUAUUUUAUAUGUCUCUCUUUACUUUAAUUAGAAGUUUUCUUAUAAAGUAUUGUACAACUAAUAACUAGUAGCAAUUAUUUAAUUUAAUACCAUGAAGAUAUUAAUCGCUUCUAUUAGUGAAAGCCCCUUUUUGCAGAAUACAUACAGAAGAAUGAGAAAAAAAACCCCAAAACUUGAUUCAUAUGAUAAAAAUUACUCUAAUUGAUUAUUGUAGCUUGAUUACUAAAGAAAAUUUAAAUAAUUAUCAGCAAUUUCCUUUUAAUGUGAGACAUCAAAAAUUGAUAGAAAAGUAGACUUUUCAAUUGAGAUGAGAAUUAUAUACCGUAUUUAUUAAGUCAAAGGGGUCAUGAAGAGAUUAAAGGUAGUUAAGAAAUUAUGAUAUCUUAAAGCAAAAAUUUGCAAAAUAUGGAAACAGCAAAAUGCAGAUUUAUAUCAAAUGUUUUUAAAUUGUUGAAGAAUUUCGUUUUGGAUUGAUCAUGUGAACAAUUUAGAUCAUUGGGCUUUUUUGCUUUUGUUGGACAUCUACAUUAGAUGGGUUAUUACAGUUUGUUCUACAAUAGAAAUAAAAUAUUUGUUUCCCUUGUGUUACAAGUUUGUUUAAUGGCAGUGAAUAAAUUCACAUUUUGGA
Messenger RNA from Magallana angulata, 4413 nucleotides. Its product is annotated as delta-1-pyrroline-5-carboxylate dehydrogenase, mitochondrial-like. Gene Ontology annotation, molecular function: L-glutamate gamma-semialdehyde dehydrogenase (NAD+) activity. Gene Ontology annotation, cellular component: mitochondrial matrix. The transcript has 15 exons. Bases 179 to 1885 code for a protein of 568 amino acids. The record is from RefSeq and is a predicted model, not a curated record. Lineage: Eukaryota; Metazoa; Mollusca; Bivalvia; Ostreida; Ostreidae.